GCUAGCUAGUUGGUGCGCUCGCGCGUCGCCGGUUACCGCCAGGCGCCAGCGUCCGUUCCCCGCAAGCGCUUUCCGUGCUAGUCUCUACGGUUUCGUGCCGUUUCUACCGUUUCUUCCAGGCUCUCGUCUGGCCGUCUGGGGGCCUUUCUUCUAGGCUCGUCUGGGGAGCAGAGGGCCAGUCGGCCAGACCCAGAGGUCACUGCGAGAGAGCGUGUCGCGCGACGAAGCCAAGCGAGCUAGUAGCUAUCCGAACAAGGGGUCGAGGCAUGGCGGAGGAGGCGCCUGCGCUGGCGGCUGCGGCGGGGACGAAGAUGACGAUGGUGGCGGGGGUCGACGAGAGCGAGCACAGCUUCUACGCGCUGCAGUGGGCGCUGCAGCACUUCUUCCCGCCGGGCCAGCCGCAGCAGUACCGCCUCGCCGUCGUCACCGCCAUGCCCUCCGCCGCCGUCGGGCUCGCCGGCACAGGCGCCUUGAUGGAUGUGCGGUCGUUCGUGGAGGCGGACCUCAAGCGCGCCGCGCGGCGUGUCCUCGACAAGGCAAAGGAGCUCUGCGCGCAGGUGCAGGUGGCCGACGUCGAGUUCGAGGCGUUGGAGGGGGACGCCAGGAACGUGCUCUGCGACGCGGCGGAGAGGCACCACGCCGAGAUGCUCGUCGUCGGCAGCCACGGCUACGGAGCGAUCAAAAGGGCUGUUCUUGGAAGCGUGAGCGAUUACUGCGCCCAUCAUGCGCACUGCACCGUGAUGAUAGUAAAGAAGCCAAAGCACAAGCACUGAUCAAUGCAACGAUCUGAUCGACCGGUAUUUCGCAAAUAUAUGUUUUGCCAAAUUGUGUGUGUGCGUUGGGGUGUGAACAAUUCGAUCAUCAACCAUCACAUCUCCGGUCGGUUACUCCAAGUAUCCGAGGCAAUCAUUCGACGUGUGGUUUGAGUAUAGUACAAAUAACUGUUGUCUAUUGCCUCAAACAUUGUGUUUUGUUAUUCAUGCAACUGCUAUGGAUGUAUUUUGUGACUGCAA
Messenger RNA from Setaria italica (foxtail millet), 1013 nucleotides. RefSeq names its product universal stress protein PHOS34. Lineage: Eukaryota; Viridiplantae; Streptophyta; Magnoliopsida; Poales; Poaceae. The record is from RefSeq and is a predicted model, not a curated record. The transcript has 4 exons. Bases 267 to 773 code for a protein of 168 amino acids.